AAGACGUCGAGGAAAGGAAAACAAACAUCGAGCGAGGCUGCAAGAGAGGCGGGCCAGACUUUACUUCCGGGUACGGCGCCGGUCAACUGACCCGCAGCGGUCCAAUCAGCGCGUCGCUGGGCUGUCUGUCAACAAAGCGCAGUCAAAGCCAGCUGACUGCCGGGACUCGGAAUCCCAACACACAACAGCAGCAACACUACGGUGGAGCAAGGCGUCGCGCAGAUAUGAGGGGAGCACAAGCGAGCAGCAGACAGGAGGCCUCGGGAGGACUGUGGGAUUCCGUGAAGAAAGCCGUCAUUGUCAUCGGAUCCGGAAUCCUGUUCCUGGCGGCGUUUGGUAAUUCGCUGACAUGGCAUCUUCAGAAGUUUUGGGGAGCUUCGGGCAACUUUUGGCAGAAUUUGUGGACCAAACUCUACGUGAUGUUUGAGGGCCACAACGAGGCGUUAUUCUACAUGGGCACGAUGCUGGUGCCCAUGGUGGUGUUCUGGGCAUUCAACGCUCUGCUGCUACUGGCGGACACCACGGGGAAGCCGUCUUUCAUCACCCGCUACCGCAUCCAAGCCGACAAGAACGACCCGGUGGACCCUGAGAAGCUGCGCCACGCUUUGAAGACGGUGCUGUUCAACCAGAUGUUCAUUUCUGCACCCACCGUGGUGGCCGCCUACCACCUGACCCGCUGGAGAGGAGACCCCUGCGGACCCCAGCUGCCCACCCUCCACUGGGCCCUCGCCGAGCUCACUAUCUUCUCCAUCCUGGAGGAAGUUCUCUUUUACUACUCGCACAGACUGUUCCAUCAUCCCACCCUCUACAAGCGCUUCCACAAGCAGCACCACGAGUGGACCGCCCCUAUCGGCGUGGUCGCCACCUACGCUCACCCGCUGGAACAUUUGUUCUCCAACCUGCUGCCAGUGGUGAUCGGGCCGGUGCUGCUGGGCUCGCACGUGUCCAGCACGUGCAUGUGGUACUGCUUGGCGCUGGUCAGUACCACCAUUUCCCACUGCGGGUACCACCUGCCCUUUCUGCCCUCGCCAGAGUUCCACGACUUUCACCACCUCAGGUUCAACCAGUGUUUCGGCGUUUUCGGCGUGCUGGACCGCCUGCACGGCACCGACAUCAAGUUCCGGCAGACCAAGCAGUACGAACGCCACACCUUGCUCUUGGGACUCACCCCGCUCACCGAGAGUAUCCCCGACACGCCCACUAAGUCCCACUGACUGCCGUCACGCCAUCUUGAUUCCUUUUUACACGUUUUUUUUCUUUUAAAACCUGUUGAUCAGUUUUUGUUUAAGUUUAAUUCUUUUGCACUAUCAUUGUUUUUUUUUUUUUUUUUUACUGACUGACGCCCAUUCACAGUUUGGUUCUGGGAACUUAAGUGUGAAUUCUGCCCACAAAGUAGUUGUGAGAGGAAAAAAAAGUUUUUUGCGCUUAUCGCGUGCAGAGCACAGCACAAUUGCAAGUCUAUCCUCCGAACCACAAGUCUGUUCAAGUGUCAAAGACUCGACUGUGAGGCAACACGGUGCCGCAGGGCAUCCAGGAAAUCCAAAGAAGAAGAGCGAGAAAAAGCGAGGCCGUUUUAGCUGAGUGUAACUAUUGAAUAAGUUUAACCUCGACGAUUCUCAGCUCCAACAGUUUUCAGGGCAGAUUGUGGAGGGGAAAAUAAAAACAUUUCUCAACACAAUCCAGCGCUAAAUCUUUCAGCGUUGCGAUAAUCGCAAGGAGGCUAAUUUAUUAUCGUAACAUUCCACAUUUAUGAUUGUCGGGCGCAACUUUUCUGAGCUCAUCGUAGGAGGAAGAAGCUCACAUCUCAGGCAAAAUACUCCACAGCCGAGGAUACUCGCUCAGAAACCCAAAAGACAAUCAAGGCCUUUGCUGACAUUGUUCACGGAAGAAAAGCAGCACUCUCCACAUUUCCGAGACAUCCGAUAAGCACAACUUUGUGGACGCUGAUCGGAAGAGGUGCAAAAAGACUCGUGUGCUGUACACGUGAUGUAAACCUGUCGAAAUUGUAACGAUGAACCAUUUGCGUAUUACAAGCCCACUUUUGCUGCUCCUAUUGUGUUUGUGAUGACAAAUCCGUCAAUAAAUGAUCAUUUUGACAAUAUGA
Messenger RNA from Hippocampus comes (tiger tail seahorse), 2104 nucleotides. RefSeq names its product fatty acid hydroxylase domain containing 2 (gene faxdc2). The record is from RefSeq and is a predicted model, not a curated record. Lineage: Eukaryota; Metazoa; Chordata; Actinopteri; Syngnathiformes; Syngnathidae. Bases 225 to 1214 code for a protein of 329 amino acids. Gene Ontology annotation, molecular function: iron ion binding; oxidoreductase activity. The transcript has 9 exons. Gene Ontology annotation, biological process: lipid biosynthetic process.